Molecule: messenger RNA, 1026 nt
Organism: Penicillium cinerascens
Lineage: Eukaryota; Fungi; Ascomycota; Eurotiomycetes; Eurotiales; Aspergillaceae
Exons: 1
Coding region: 1-1026 (341 amino acids)
Source: RefSeq, a predicted model, not a curated record
AUGCACAUCCAUCUUUCUCAGAAUGCAAUCGAGCGUCUGUCAAAGGUUGCAGAGAACCCUCAUAUAAGGCAGCACGAUCAGCCGCUGGUCAUCGAGGACCCUGAAGAUAACUUGUUUGGCCGUGAAAUUUCAUGGGCAAGAUGUCCUUCUGGUCAUCUUGCUGUACCUCAAAAAGCAAUUCAGCAGUGGCAAACAGUGCUGAGUCGCCUAGUGAAUUGUAAAGAAUUUGAAAUACGCCGCGAGCAUUCCUUUGAAUCUUCCGAUUUUUCCAGUCUGAGGUCCAAUGAUGCUAUUACAGACGUCCUCAGUAUCAUUUCCAAUUUAUCUAUUCCUGUGUCAGCUUUUGCCAUUCAUUUCAAGCCCAAGGGCACGAUAGGCAACAACCACCUGGAAAUGGAGUGCAUUUGCCCCCUGGAUCUUCGAAAGCCAGGAUUUACCGCCGCCUGGGCCCAUAUACAAGACCUCAGUCUUCAAUACACGAUGGGAUCAGAUGAUACGAGCGCAGCUUUACAGAGCGCCGGCUGGACCGUCGAAUUGGUGCAAUAUCCCGCAAGGCUCAUUAAAUUGGAUCUCAACUUCGACCUUGGGGACCAAGCAGAUUCGAUUAUCCACCGCCUAUCCACUCUCAGUUCAUUGUGCCAGCUGCAAGAACUGACGUUGGAAAGCUUCAGCCUAGUAUCCGAGGAAGCACUUCCAGAACUCCUGUACACGGUUCGCAAAUGUCUACAAACUGUAUCAUUCUCCUUUUCUACUCUGCCUGAUGAAUGUUGGAUUUCAAUUCUCAAAAGUUUGGGUAGUAAAUUCCCAUCGCUGAAGAGCAUCAACUUGCAACUCCUGACAGGAACAAACAAAGGUCCGCUCCAUUUCCCCAGACUCUCGGAAAGCCUAGAUGUCGACGAGGACACAAGCUUUACUGUUGUCCAAAAAAAGCCCCGCGGGGGGCAUUUGAACACGACUGUUGGUUACUCAGGCCCGAGUAUGGGUAAAGCGAUGUGGAUACUUGUGGAAUGUGCUACCUUCGACUAA